CGCGGCUGCAACGAAGGCUGGGAAAGUGACGUCGGGGCUUGUCAUUGGAGGGCGUGAACAAUCUGGAUCAGGACCUGGACUGGACCUCGACGACCGUUGGAUUAGAGCGCUGCAACGCCAAUCCAGCGAGUUCCGGGGCCCUUCUUUCUGUGCAGGCCCCUCACAGCUACGAAACCCCUUAACCCUCCAUCGCUUGUUCCUUUUUCUCUUCUCCUGUGGUGUCUGUUCCUGCUCUGUAGCUCUCUCCUUCCUGUUUUACUCGGCUGCAUUGACCAUUUGGAUAACCGUGGAUAACCCCAGCGCUCGCUAUCACCACGUUCCCCGCCAGACCUGGCCUCUCCACCGCUUUACCCGCAACCAUGAACAUCAACAAGAAAUUCGAUCGCCUGAAGCAAUGGACCAACGAAAAAAUGGGCGCAGAUGCCCGUACUGGGCUGUCAGCCGAGUUCAAGGCGCUCGAGGUGGAAAUGAACCUGCGCCAUGAGGGCAUGGACAAGAUGCAGCGCGCCAUGAGCGUCUACGUCAAGUCAAUGUCGAAGCGCGCAGAGGGUGAUGACAAGGAGAAGCAGCUCCCCGGCGGCCACCUGGGCUCGUCCAUGGUCACCCACGGCGAGGACUUUGAGCCCGACUCCGAGUUUGGCAACUGCCUGUCUUCUCUCGGCCGCGCCAACGAGCGCCUGGCCCGCGUGCAGGAGACAUACGUUGCAAGUGCCACGACGUCAUGGUUGGAGGGUUUGGAACGCUCCCUCGCCCAGAUGAAGGAGUACCAGGCAGCACGCAAGAAGCUCGAAGCUCGCCGCCUCGCCUACGACACGUCCCUCGCCAAGAUGCAGAAGUCGAAGAAAGAGGACUUCCGUAUGGAGGAGGAGCUGCGCGCUCAAAAGGCGAAAUACGAAGAGACCAGCGAGGACGUCUUCAGGCGCAUGCAGGAUAUCAAGGAGUCCGAGGUGGAAAUGGUCCAAGACCUGACAUCUUUCCUCGAGGCCGAGUUGAGCUACUACGACCGCUGCCGGGAGCUCUUGGUCAACGUCAAGCGCGAUUGGCCCGUCAGAGAUUCUGCCCCUAUCCGUCCCGUACGAUCUCGAUCCAACACUGCCCACGGGUACGCCGACCGCUUCAACCCCGUCGAAGAAGAGCCCGAGCCUGAGCCCGAGCGCAUCACCAUCCCCAAGCUAUCUUCCCGCAGCCGUUCGCCUGCCCCAGAAUCGUCACCUGGAGGCUAUGCUCUGCGUCCCACAAUCAGUCGCACCUCCACCUACGACAGCGGCGCAAACAGCCAGCGUGACGAUACCCCCACGCGGCGCAUCACGCGCGUUCCAACCGAUUCUUCCAUCGUCAUGGCCAGUCGUGGCAACCUUCGCUCUACCCGACAGGCCAACGCCUUUGCAGACGACUACGAGGAUGAGUACUCGGGCUCAAGCAAUAACAGGCGCGACCGCUCACCGCCGAGCCCAGACCGAUCUUCACAAGCCAGCAGCGUCUUGUCACGAGCGGCGAGCUGGUCACAGGUCGACACUGGCGCCAAUGGAAAGAAGGCUCCUCCGCCACCUCCGCCUUCGAGGGCCAAGAAGCCGCCGCCACCCCCACCGCCGAUGAAGAGAAUACAGAACCCGAAUCCGAGUCCAACAGGAUCCCCACCUGGUAAUCGCCUCGAUGGACCUGUACAGUUUGGCGAAGACGACAAGGAUCGGGAUAAGAGUGUGAUUUUGGGCAUACGGUGA
Molecule: messenger RNA, 1721 nt
Organism: Dothidotthia symphoricarpi CBS 119687
Lineage: Eukaryota; Fungi; Ascomycota; Dothideomycetes; Pleosporales; Dothidotthiaceae
Product: BAR-domain-containing protein
Exons: 6
Coding region: 360-1721 (453 amino acids)
Cellular component (GO): cytoplasm
Molecular function (GO): protein binding
Source: RefSeq, a predicted model, not a curated record